Bombina bombina (fire-bellied toad) is the source of this 783-nucleotide messenger RNA. RefSeq names its product transcription factor Adf-1-like. The record is from RefSeq and is a predicted model, not a curated record. Lineage: Eukaryota; Metazoa; Chordata; Amphibia; Anura; Bombinatoridae. Gene Ontology annotation, molecular function: DNA binding. Gene Ontology annotation, biological process: regulation of transcription by RNA polymerase II. The transcript is spliced from 4 exons. Gene Ontology annotation, cellular component: nucleus; transcription regulator complex. Bases 1 to 783 code for a protein of 260 amino acids.
AUGGCCUUUUCGCAACACUGUGGUUGGGAUGCAGAUAUUCUGUUUGUUUUGGAAGUUGAAAAAAGACCUUGUCUUUACGAUAUGAGAAUUAAAGAAUAUCGCAAUCAAAACUUCAGGCAAAUGGCAUGGAAAGAAAUUAGCGAAAUUUUAAAUAUCCCGGAAGCCGCUUGUCCUGCAAAAUGGAAGUCCAUAAGAGACAAAUACCUCCGAAUUUAUAAAAAAAGUGGAUCUGGAGCAGACGUUAUAAUAGAAGAUCCCACAUGGAUUGUCAGCAAAUAUUUGAGUUUCCUCAAUCCUUGUUUAAAACCAAAAAGGACUACAGGAAACUUUAGUGAGUUUGUAUUAAGAGAAACUCCUCAGACCUCCCAGUCGGAGACAUCAACGCAGGAGGACACCUACAUUGAAUCAGGAACAGUGCAGGACAUGUCUGAAACUAUCAUAAUGGAAACUCCAAGUUUGGAUACUUACAUUGAGUUAAAUCCGAUUGUCACCGACAGCGCAGAAAUAGCUUCACAGAGUUCCGAAAUGACAGAUUCUGCUACAACUUCAAGAGAUGCUGUUCCUGGAAAACGAAAACGUAUUCAGCAAAGCACUAUUGAAAAGGUUUUGGAAGCUUUAAAAGCACCAAUCAUUGUGCCUUCACAACAAUCAAACAUGGAGUCAGAUGCAGACAGGCUGUUUCUGUUAAGUCUGUUACCUGAUUUUAGGAGGAUUAAUCCACGCAUUAAAAAUAAUGUGAAAAUUGAAAUAAUUAAAUUAAUAGAUAAUGCACAAGAACAUUGA